Molecule: messenger RNA, 16829 nt
Organism: Cinara cedri
Lineage: Eukaryota; Metazoa; Arthropoda; Insecta; Hemiptera; Aphididae
Source: the annotation of a GenBank genome assembly
AGUAGAACGCAUGAUAUAAUUAUAUCAUGGUAGAACGUACGUAAUAAAAGUUGAUAUAGAAAUCAUAAUUUUCUACUUUUCCGGCACGAAUUUAUUCACUGUUCCUUUCAGUUUUCGAUACCUUUAAGUUUUUUCUAUCUUAAUGUAUGUUCGAAGUAUAAUAAUUCUUUCCAUUAUAACACAUUCCACAUAACUAAAUCCUACUUCGGUUUUUUUAGAUACAAUGUCAGAUCGCAAAGCAGAAUUAGAAAAAAAGAAAGCAAAAUUACAAGCCAUCAGGGAACAAAAAGAACGACUACGCAAAGAAAAAGAAAAAAAAGAUGUAUGUGAAAUGAUAAAAUAACUUAAUGUAUGGUAUUAUUAGAUAUAAUUAAAAUAAUCAAUAAUAAUUAUAUGUUCUUUUUCUAAAGACUAUUCCUACUCAUUUUUGUUAAGCCAAUAAGUACUUUCUUAUAUUUAAAAAAAAUAUUUUUAGUUUUUUUAGUUAUUUAAGUUAUGGAUCUACCUAGACAAUAUUCUGAUUGAAUGAAAUUGAGAGGGAUAUCGGAAGGACUAAGGAAAUACCAAUUAUACUGAAAAGUACAUUUUGAAAAUUUGUAAUAAUGUUGUAUAAUACAGAAUAUUGGGCAGUAGACAGAAAAUAGAUUAUAAGAAAAGAGUAACAGAUACAGAAGUGCAACCAGGUUAUAACUCUUCUCCCUGAAAUUUUAGAUUUUAUUAUAAAUUAUGUGUAAUAAAUUUUAUUGCAUAUUAUUAUUUCAUAUAAACUAAAAUUAGGUUUAAGAUAUUUGUUACAUGUUAGAUUUUUAGACUUAAUUUAUAUCAAUGAAGUUAUAAUUUUCACUAAGAGUUUUUCUCAGAAAACACUUUUUGCCAAUAAAAUGCUCCUAAUUUAUCACAUUGCACAUUAAAAUAAGUGAACUUUUCAUCGAAAAUUACGGUAUGUUGGUUGAUUUUUGGGUCAUCUAGACCACAUGGAAAAAAACCCGACCAACACCUUACCAAAUUACUGACCUUCAUUCAAAAUUAUUUUUUAUUUGUAAUUUAGAAGUUAAGACCCCUUAUGGCUUUUUCAUUGUUUUAUGUUAGCAUUGAUUUAUUGCAACUUCAAGUAUAUAAACUAAAUUAUCAUUUUAUAUCUAUCCUAUAAAUUCCCAACUAUCCACCUGGAACAGUGCUCUACCCGUGAGAAACCACAGUUUUUUUGUAAUUCAUAACCCUUUUCGAUAAUAAAUCUUGGUUGUGUCACUAAAAAUAAUUGUAUAGGGAUGAAAGAGUGACCUUAAAUGGAGUAUUAUAUUUCAAUAGUUUUUAUUGUUUAUAAUAAAAUAAUAAAGUAAAAACAAAAUUAUUAAAAUGGUUAAUACUUGUAAAUAAAUAUAUAAAUAAAAAACUAUCAUAAUACUCCAGGCGACACGUUGAUUCAUUUAUUUAUUUUAUUUUAAUUUAUAUAUUUAUUUACUAUAUUUACUUUAUUUAUAUUGUUUAUAAAAUGAGAGAGAAUGGACAAAGUUCGAGCAUAGAGUCAUAGAAAAGAGUUAAGUUCAAUUCAAAUCAUUCUUGAUUCUUAAAGUGCCUAAGAAUUAAGAGCUAUGUAAUUAAAAAGUUUAAGAAUUACUUGUUUACCUUCACAUUGUGAUAUAGGUUGGCUACUUAUAUUUACUUAAUUGAUUAUUUUGGUAGAAUCAUUAAAUUUUUCAUUGAUUUUUUAUUUUAUUUACCACUUAGUUUACUCAUUAUAUACACUAAUAUUAUUCUUUUUGACUUGGACAUACAGCAUGAUUUUAUAACUAAUUUAUUAAUAUUUAUUUUUGUUUAUUGUUUUUUGAAAUAGGGUGAUGAAGCAAUUUCUCGUGGUAUUAAUGUUGAGAAAGAUCAAGGUAAAGAAAUUGAUGAAAUGUUAUCAUCUCUUGGAGUUGCACCAGUUUCAGGUAUAUUUAUUGAAAUUUUUUAAUAAUAAAAUAAAAUUGUGUAAUUAAACAAAAUUUUAGAUGUUUUGUCAAGUUUAACUACUUCACCAAAUAAGAGUGAAUUAUAUAAUUCAAUGUCAACUCCUGAUUCUAGUGUAAAAGGAUCACUACCUCAAACACCACUAACAUGGUAAAAUAAUAAUUUUAACAUUCAAAUUUUGUAUAAAUUUAAUGCUUAAAAAAAAAUUCCAUAUAAUGACUAAAAAUUAGAAUUAAAAUCUAAUUAUCCUAUCAUAGCUUUAUAAAUCUUAAGAGUUUUAGCCACUACUAUUAGUGCUUUCCAACUUCUAUAGUUCUGAAUAAUUUCCUCCCAGUUUGUAGUUUUCAAUUUCUCUAGGUCUUAUUGUAUGUCAUCCACCUAGCGCUUAUUUAUUACCCCUCUCAGUUUCUUUCCUUCUGGUUGACUUUCAAUAGUUGCUCUAGUUAAGUUUGUUACCUUUAUUUGUUUUACAUGUUUUACUUUUGUCGUUUUCUUAUCUCCAUGUUCUUUUUCUUUGUUAGCAGUUAAACACUGUAUUGUAUGGGUCUGCCUAUCGUUCUUAGCACUUUAUUAUCAAUUUUUUAAUUGUAAAGGUACCUGAUUAACUAUUAACUAAUAAUACAUUUUAAUUAUGACCACUAUAUCACUAUAUUAAAUAUUUUGAUUUUAAUUGUAUACCUUAAACUAAAAAAUGUAAUACUGAUAACAAUAAUGAAAACAAUAAUUCCAUAAGUAUUCUUAAUUUUAUUUUGAUUUAUAUAUUUCAAUUUUCAGUCCAAAAUUAAACAAAAAAAAUCGUGAGUUGUCAAUUGUUUCUUUGUCUUCUACAAAUAUACCACCAAAAGAAGUAGAAUGCUACACUAAAGCUGUUCAGACUACACAUUCAUCUAAUGAAAGAGACGGUACGAUUUAUUUUAAUUUUAAAUAAAUAUAAGUUAAAAAUUAAGACAUAUGCAUGAUAAGCUAAGAUUAUUUUAUUUAAGGAACAUAUUAUUAGCUUUUACUUAAUACUACCAUUGUUACUUGUUAUAUUUAUUAUUGUUACGCUGCACUGGUUUCUGGUAUAUAUAUUAAAGGAUCCUGCACUUCUUCCCCUCUUAAAGGUUAUUUUGAAGAUUGGUGGAGGCCUAAAAAAGGUUAGAUUCACAAUUGUCCAGUAAUAGUGUAGUGUUAUAAUGGAGUUUAUUAAUCAUUAUUAUGGUUAAUCCAGGUGGUAUACCCUGAAAAUGUUUUAAUAAUAUAUUAUCCAAUUAUUGUAGAACAAUAUAUAGUGUUUGUGUAUAUAUAUAUUACUGGUAAAUUAUUAAAUUCCUAGAUAUCUCAUAGAAUGCCAUACUCAAAAUAUGUUCUAUGAAAUAAAAUUUUAAAAAAACAUACUUCGCGCGAUGGGUGAACUACUGUUGUAGAUGAGAAGUUUGGAAGGUAGGAUAUAGAGAAGAAUUUAAUGUAAAACUGCAAAGAUUAAUUAUUACUAAUGAGAAACAAUUCUGAAUAGAGCUCAGUUAAUGUUAUUGCUUUUUCAAUAAUAUAUAUUUCAUAUUAUAGUAAAAUAAAUAUAUAUUGAAUACAAUGAAUUACACAUUAAACAUAAUAUUGUGUGGCAUUUGUUUUUUCCUACGUGAUUUUGCAAAAAAAAAAUAGUUAAGAACAUAGGUUUGAACUUGUAAUCUCUGGGACGAUGACAAGCAUGUACCAACACUAAACUACAAUAGACAUACUAUAAAUAUAACAAUAUUGAGUUAUUUAAUGCAACACAUAAAAUAUCUGCAUAAUAUCAGAACUUCAAAGCUAUAAUUUCAUUACUAAGUCAUCCCCCUUAAUUCUGCUUUUAUAUCUGUUCUUAUAUCAGCAAUAUACAUAUGUUCAAUACAAAAAAAAAUUGAAAAAUUUGCAUGGACCAGUAACUAGAUUUAUUCUACAUACUUUUUUACAAUAUUAAUGAUUUUCUUCAAAAUUUGAUAUUAAAAUGCCAGUAUAAAAAAAAACUACAUUAAGUUCAAAUUUUUUUCAACCACACUUUAUAACUUAAUGAUCCUCCUAUUAAAUUUUCAAGCAUUUCUGUUUAGUCUAACAAUUUUAGGUACAGAGUAAAUAUACCAAAUAAAAUUACAUACAAAACUUGCAAAAUUUAAAUGUAUACAAAUAACUCAAAAAUGGCUGAACAAUUUUAAAAAUUUUACCAUGUCUAGAAAGUGCAAAUAUAAGUUUUGAGUCAAAAUUUCAAGUUUCUCAGACUAUUUUUAACUGAAUUAUAAUAUAAACAAAAUUGAAAAAUAAUAAAAGCAUUACUUUUAUAUAUUGUCCCAUUUUUCUUACCUUUUAUUCUGGAUUUUCCCACAUAUUAUAAAAAUCACUUAGAAAAUAAAAAAAAUUGCCUUCUUAAAGUACUAUCUAGACAAUAAUUCCUUUCAGAAAUGUUUUCACACUUACAUAUCAAAGCAAGACUUCUGGUAAAAAUUUUUAUCACAGUUUAAAAACAAAAAUAAACAUUGUAAACCAAUACAUUCUUUGCUACACUCAGAAUCUAAAAUAUCUGCUUUAAUGUAAGUUUUAGUGAUUUUAUUUUUGGUUAAUGUUUAACUUUAAAAAAAUACUGAACUUAAAGUUAGAAUGUUCAUUAAUAUAAUUAAGUUGGUUAUUUAUUAAAUUUCUAACAUUGCAAUUUGUUUUUUAACUUUUUAAUUAAUGCCCAGUUUUGUUUUAAUUCUACAUACAUUUUAAUUGGAACUAAUAAAGUUAAAUAUUUAUUACAUAUUAUUACAUUGUCAUUCUAGAGCGUAUUUAGGAAUAAUUGUAUGCAUUGCUUAGUUCAUGUGUUUGUAAUAAAUACAAAUUUAUAUAUACAUAUAUAUUGCAAAAAUGAACCCAAGUGUUUUAUCAAUAGAAUAAUUAAUACAUUUUAUAAUUUAUACUCAUUACCGAUAAUACAUAUAUUAUAACAAUCAAAUUGUAAGUAGUUAUUUUCACUAUGCAUAUUUUUAAAAUAUAUUAUGCAUUAGAAGUCCAUCUACAAAUUUUGGUGUAUAUCACUUGGAGGUUACAAUUUAUUUAUAUCAAAUUGUUAUUUAUGUGUCAUUAUUUAUAUUUUUUACAUUUGAUGGGGACAAUAUUGGAAAUCAUAAUUCGUUUUCAUCAACAGCUCAAGCAUUUGGAUAUUACGGUAAGCUAUUUUUUAUUAUAAAUAUAGGAAAUAUAUGUUAGUUAUUAUAUCCUAUAUAAGUAUAACUUACAAAAAUAGCAUGCAUGGUAUGUGUUUAAAAUGUAGUUAAUUUUUCGUAGUUUAUUGACGUAAUAAAAUUGACUACAUUAAUAAUUUUGUUAGCAAAAUUUUAUUAAUUUCAAAAUUAUAGUAAUAAUUUAAUUAAAUAAAACAAAAAAAUUAUAUAUAUAUAUAUAUAUAUAUACAUUAAUAUUAAGAAGUUAAAUUAUAUUUUUAAAAUGUUGAAUUACAUCUAAUAAUAAUAAUAAUAAUAAUAAUAAUAAUAAUAAUGGGAAAAUAAUAUUUUCAAAAUUUAACUUUCUUUGUAUAUUAAUAAUUAAUUAACGCAACCAUCCAAUUUAGGUGGUCCAUAUAAUUUGGUAAUAUUUUGAUUUUGUUUAAAUGGUUCUUCACAGAUUUUAUUUUGUUAAGUUAAAUACCUUAUUAUUAAACUAAAAGUACUAUGCUAACAAUGAAAAAUUUAUUUCUUCAUUUUUAUUACUAUAGCACUAUUCACUACCUAGUUUCUUUUAAUUUGGAUAUAUGCACGUUUUUGUUUUGCUUAUUAAGCACUUAAAAGUUUUAUAAUAUAAUAUAUAUUUUUUUUUCAUAUUAAAAAAAUAUUUUUGUUUAUUACAUUAAUUAUAAUGAAUUAUCAUUAUAGAUUUUAAAAAUUAUUUUAGAAUUAAUUGUCUUGUUUAUGAAAAAAAAAAAAUGCUUGGAAUGUGGAUAUAUUAGUUUAUUAAUUGUAUAUUAUGUAGUACUAAAAUUGAGUUUUAAUAUUGAACAUGCCUGCUACUUACUUAUUUAAUUUUUUUAUUAAGUAUAAAUUAUUCAAAUAAUUGUUUUGAAUUUUUUAAACAUUUCACACUUUAGUGUUCAUAUUAUAUAACUUACUAUUAUAUCCCGCAACGGUUUAAUUAAAAAACAAAUUUUUAUAUUCAGAACAUAAAAGGUAGAAAUUAAAUAAUAAAUAAUCAGUUAACUUGAAAUUAUUUUUUGAACACUAUACUACAAAGUAUAUUUUAAAAAGAUGGACAUAGGAAGAAAAAGGACAUACUUCACACGUGGGUAGGUCACUGUUGUAGGUGAGAAGUUGGGAAGGAGAUAGUUGGUAGAGGGGAUUUAGUGUAUAUCUGUAUGCAACGAUUAACCAUUGCUAACGAAAAUGAUUCUGAGCAGAGUUUGUUUUGUCAACAAUUUUUUUAUAUAUAUAUGUUAUUUUAUUUUAUUUUUUUACUACAUUUUCUUUAAUAAUAAUAUUUGUUUAUAUUGUACCUAUUUUCAUGUUUUAACCAUGUUUUUUUCCAGUUUUUCCCAUUUAUUAUAAAAACUGUUUGGAAAAUAAAAAUAUGGCCUUCGUAAAGUAUCACUCCAGUUAGAUUUCCUUUCUGAAAAGUGCUAUCAUUGUAAAUCUGAGUAAAAUUGCUAAUAAAAAAAGUUGUUUAUAGAUUAAAAAAAUAAAAAUUAUAAUAUAAAACAUUGUUAAACUAAUUCAUUCCUUGCUCUGCUCAGGAUCUAAAAGGAAAAUGGCUUGCUUCAUAAUGUUAAUCUUUUAUAAUUUAAAAUCUUAAAAUAAUUACUGUAAAUUGCAAUAUUUCUUUUUUAAAAUUUGAUUAUAAGUUUAUCAAAAAUAGUUGAUAUUUGUUAUAAAUUUUUUUAUUGUGUUAUAUUGAAACCAUCAACAGUUAAUUAAUAAUAAUAAUAAUAAUUUAAUUAUAAAAUUACUUUAUAGUUAGAUACAAAUGUUAUAAUAUAUCAAUAUUUCAAUGUAAUAAAUUUGUUAUUAGAAGUUUUACUUGAGAGCCAAAAUACUUUCAAAAGUUAAAAACAAAAUAAUUUUAUUUAUUACUUAUUUGCUUUAUUAUGAAUCUAAAAAAUUAAAUUACAAUUAAACAUUAUUUUUGUGAAAUUUCAUAAAAAAAUUAAUAAAUUCUAUAUGAUAAAUGUGCAUGUAAUUCUUAUUUGAAAAGAAGAAAAACAAGUAGUUAAAUUUUUAAUUGCUGAGUAUAAUUUUUCAAACACUUUUACUGCAUGUGAUUUGAAUAAAUAGCUUUUUAUAAUAUAUUUCAUGUUGAUGCAUUUAGAUAUCUUAUUUGAUGUUUUAUUUUUAUUUGUUUUAGUUUUCUCAUUCAUGUCUUAAAUUUUUAAUUUUAUAAUUUAUUUACAUAUCUUUGUUAGUUUAUAAUUUUUUAUAUAAAUAAAACAUUGAUAUACAAUUUUGAGCUUAAUGCGUUAUUUUAAUUAUUUAUUAACAUUAAAAAUAUAUUUAUCAUACAAUUAUAUUUAUAUACCUUUAUUUAUAUAAUAUAUUAUUAUUAUUAUUAAUUUGUACGCAAUAGUAUUAAUUUAUAGAGUUAAUAACCAAAGGUUAAGCAGGGAAACAUGUUACUUAUAUAGUAAUAUUACUCAAUUUAAAAUUAGGCUGUGCCAUAUAAUUGAAACUUUAUAUACAUAAUAAGUGUUUUGUAAUACAUUUCCCUGCUUUCACCUUUUAUAUGUUAUAGUUAAUGAUAUACAUAUAUUUAUUUAAGUUACAUUUAUAUAUAUAAAAAAAAAAGUGCAAAUUUGAUGCCUCUUGCAAUUAACUACUUCACGGUGGUGUUUAUGUCGUUUUGCUUGUUUUUGUUCUUUUUUCAAGACGAAUACAACUUAAAUCCUGGCUUGGAAUGGGAAGACGAAUUUACAGGUAGGUACAUCAGCAAAUGCUUUUUAGCAUUUUUUAAAUUGGUAAAUUAAUAAUAAUAUAAAAGGAAAAACCCAUUUUUUUAGUUAAUUAUUUUUAUUUUUAUUCUAUGAAAAUAAAUUUAUUUUGUUGAUGGAGGUUGCGUUAAUUUUAUAUUAUGCUUUGUUAUGUGAUCAAUAGAAAGUUUAAAUGAUACUAAUUUAUGUGUAACUUGAUAAGAUUUUAAAAAAGAUUGAAUUUUUAACUUAAUUCAAUGAGUUAACCUUCUUUAAAAUUAUUAUUAGUUAAUACAAUGUUCUGUAUGUUAAUUUUUUUCUGAAUCAUAUUGAAUAUAGGUUAUCACACUGUUUAUGAAAAAAAGCCUCCUUUCAUUUAAAAGUUAACCUAUUGUUAUAAUAUUUGCUUAAUAACAAAUAUUUUAUUUCAUUUUAAUUAUUAGUAGAAUUCAAUUUUAACACAAUCUAACUAAAUAUAAAUUAUUUUGGAUAUCUAUUAAAAUGUAUACUUUAAGCAUUUACUGCUAGCUAUUCCUAAGUAAUUAACAGACAGUUCUUACUUAUGAUGAUGGCUCUGGUCAAGCGGAGGAUGAAGAUAUCAGCCUUACAAAUUUGUCUACAUUCCAAAGCAAGCUGCCUCCAGGUAUUCUAUCUCAAGGUCUUCCACAGGUGAAGGAAGUUGCACCAGCUGUAACUUCACUGGAAAGAGAACUUAAUGUUAAAGAAGAACCGAAGAAAAGUAAAUAAAUUAAUUGGAUAUUUAAUUCAUACUCAAUACUCAUCAUAUAUAUUUAUUAAAUUGUGUAUUAUGUAUUUAGUUAGAGAAUUAAGUGAGGCGGAAAAAAUGAUGAUUGUUCAUUCUGAAGAUUUUCAACAAUUUAUGGACCGUGCUGGACGGGUAAUGGAGCGUGCUUUAUCUGAAAAUGUAGAUAUUUAUACAGAUUAUACUGGUGCUUUAGAUGAUAAUGAUUUAAAGUUAGUACAAACUAAAUAUAAAAAGAUAUACAUUUAAGUAUUGUAAAGUUCUAUUUAUAUUUUAAAUUCAUAUUUUUAGUGAAGAUAAAAGUAGUACCCGAUUAUCACUAACACGCGUUUUUCAUGAUGAACAUUGGUCCAAGAAUCGUCUAGUUACAUCCUUAGAUUGGUCACAACAAUUUCCUGAACUAACUGUAGCAUCUUAUAAUAAUUCUGAUGCACCGCAUGAGCCUGAUGGUGUAGUCCUUGUAUGGAAUACUAAGUUUAAAAAGAAUUCUCCUGAAUAUAUGUUUCAUUGUCAAUCAAGAGUUCUAUCUGCUACAUUUGCUAGGUAAAUAUUUUGUUUAAUGUCAAUAAUUGUGUUUUUAGUAGUAAAUACUCCCAAUUUUAUGUUUGAUAUAGAUUUCAUCCAAAUUUAAUUUUGGGAAGUACAUAUUCUGGCCAAAUAGUUUUGUGGGAUAACCGAGCACAAAAAAAAACUCCUAUUCAAAGAACACCAUUAUCAAAUACUGCCCACACUGUAAGUUUUAAUAAAUCAAUGUAAUAAUCAGAAUUAGAGACAUCUAGCAUUUGCAUAUUGUUUUUGAAAGAUUAAAAAAAUCACAUAAUUAAACAUCAAUAUUAUUUAUCAUGUAAGGAAUCUAAAUUUUAAAUUUUAGUUUGCACAUUUUACAGUUUUUGUUGUUUGGAGCAUAUUUUAACAGAAUAUAACUUAAAUUAAUGCUAUAAAAAUAGGGGCAGGGUAGGUAACUUGACAAAUGCACAGUGGUCCGAAGUGUUCAUAAUUAAAUGUUAUUUUAAAAAAAUAAUUGUUUGAUAGUUAAAAUAUUUUUACAGGAUAAAGAAUCAUAAUAAAUGUAUACUACAUAGAAUGAUGUAGGUAUCUGUCUACUUUCUUACAGAAUUUUAUAGAAGACAUUCCGAUAGGUACUGGUAAAGGAUCUAGGACAAACGGAUAUGGCCAUCUGGACACGAGGGACAUACGAAUGCAAAAAAAAAACUGACAUAUUUUGCACAUGGGUGCAGCCACUGUUGUAGGUAGGAAGUUGGUAGAAUACAGACAGGAAUUUAAUGUACAUCUAUAAGCAACAAUAAAUAAACCAUUGAUAACGAAAAACAAUUCUGAGCAGAGUUCAAUUGAUAGUGUUAUUUUAUCAAGAAUUUAUAUGUUUUAUUAUGGUAAAAUGAUUACAAUGAUUUCCAUGACAUCAAUGAUUGUUUAAAAAAAAUUAAAAUAAUAACAAAAAAAUAAAUAAAAAUGGUUGCUAAUGACAACCUUAUUAUUAAUUUUUCAAUCUUUUUUAACCUAAAGAACCAGGUUAAUAAUUAGGGCUCGAAACUUGAAUGCAUUUAAAAUUCACAAAAAAUAAUCAAAAAAGCUAUGAAAACGCACUUAAAAUUAACAAAAAUUAAAUGUAUGUUUUUAAAAGUACCCCCCCUCUAACAGCUCUUACUUAUAAAAUACAAUACUUGAACACUACAAAAGUGAUUUACACAAGUUUUUAAAUAAAAUAUUGCGAGUAUUAUAAAAAAAAAAAUAUAUGCUGAUCGUUAUGUAGUAUUAAAAAAUUGCAUUUAUUGGUUAAAGCCACUAUAUGGGGGGGAGGGAGGAAGAAACUCCUCUGAAUUUUAUUUUUUAUUUUAGAAAAAAAUGUUCAAUGCUUUUUCGACAUUUAUAAGCGUUUUUCUAUGGAUUUUAAAUGGAUAAAGUCCUGAUAAUAAUAUAUAAAAUUAUUAUUAUAUAUUUCAUUUUAUUGUUAUUUAUUGCAUUAUUUUUAUUUAUUAUUUUUUCUGUCAUCCAAACAGCAGAGUCUAAAUAUCCCUCACGUACAUGUGGUGGCGUCAAUUUGUCCUAGACCUACUGGUAAAUUUUUGUAACAGAAUCUGAUACUACAGUUAUAACAUGUUUAGGUAUAUUUUUAAAUGAAUGUAAUCCAUAAUUAAGUUCUAAUAAUUUAAAAUUAUACAGGGUGAUCAUUUUUUCAUAAGACAAUUUGUAAGUAUUAACUUUUUUGAAUAUUUUUUAUAGAAAAUUUGAGGAAUAAUCUAUAGGAAAUCUUUAAUUUUAUAUUUAUGUUAUUUUUUGUCACCCUUAUUUUUAAAAAAUGUUGUCAACACCAAAAUCAAUUUUAAGUAAUACUCCACCAUGAAACUUUUAACAUAGGUUGCUAUUUAAAAUUAAAAAGUGCGUAGUAAUUUUACCCUUAAAAAAAAAGAUUUUCUAUGAUAAUGUGAAUGGGUGCUACCAUUGUUAUAGAUAAUUUAAUGUAUACCUGUAAGCAACAAUAACCCACUACUUACCAAAAAAACAAUUCUAUGCGGAGUUCAGUUGAUAGUGAUGCUUUUUCAACAAUAUAUAUGUCAUUUACUUGUAAAAUAAUUAAAUAGGCUUUAUAUAUUUCCUUUAAUAAUAUGUAUUUAAUGUUGUACUGAUUUUCCCAGUUUUUCCAUGUUUUAUCCCGGUUUUUCAAAUUUGACAAGAAAACUCUUGAGAAAAACGAAAAAUGACCUCCUUAAAGUAUCUUCCCAUGCCAAUUUCUUUUCAACAAAUGUGCUACACUUAAAAAUGUGAGCAAGUUUUCUGGUAAAAAAGUUGUACACAGAUAAAACAAAAAAAAAAAUAUAUAAAAAUAAACAUCUUUCUAAAACCAUGAGCUUAUUUGCACCACUCAGAAUCUAAAAUAAAUCUAACAAAAAGUAACAUAAAUGUAAAAUUGUAGAGCUGCUUGUUUCUUAAAUGUUCUAUAAAACAAAUUUAGAAAAAAGUAAAUAGUUUCCAAGAUAACAAGCAUCUUGAUCACCUGUAUAUUACAUUUUGGAAUUUUGAAGUAGUAUUAGUAGAUGACAUAUAAGCAACUUUCAAAUGUGUUACAUGACCAAUCAUCAGAAUAUCAAUAGUAUGACGUUUUUUACUAUUCUGUAGAUGUUGAAACAACCCCAUGCGACACUGCUAUAUUAUAACUCUCAUCAGUCAUUUUCACUCAUUGACUUCAAUCAGUUCAAAGUAAUAUUAUUACUGGAUAGUGUUUAUUUAGGAGCUACAAUUACUUUUAUUUUAAUUAUUUUUGAUAAUAUUUGUAUUAAAUAAAUUGUGAGCGACUCUAGAGGUAAUAAAAAUGGAUGGAGGUUUAAGAAGGUAAAUAAUUUUUGAUGAUUGCUUAUACCAUUUUUCUGUCUGUAAACCGCUUUCUACCAAAUAUCAUAUUCUGAUCAUCAAUUUUAGGGGUGGUUUUUGAUAGCAAAUUUUGUCUAGUUAGUGUAUUUGGGAAGUUCAUUUAAAUGUUUUAUUUGUUUAUAAUUUUUAACACAUUUAUACUCAAGAAGUUUUAAAAUAUUGAAUUUUUUUUUUUAAUUUAUGAGUUACCUUAGCGAUAAACAUGGAAAAAACCAGUUACUAUUAUUUAAUUUAAUUUUCAUGAUCAAGGAAGAACUCAUCUUAAAAGAUAAAUUAAUGAGAAAAAAAUAUUUGCUAUUAUAAGGAUAAGGUUGAAGGUGAGCAUGGAAAUACUGAAAAUACUCAGGAAAUACUGAGUUAUUAAGCUGGUUACUAAUCAAUUAAUAAUCAUUACUCAUUUGCACUACUUAUUCAACCAAGUACAAAUAACUGCACUACAAAAUUAUGUAUUAUGCAAAAUAUUUUUGUUUUAACUAGCCUUCAUUGAAAAAUUAUAGAUUUCCCACUGACCAUUGGAAUUUUACAAGCAAUGUCUUUUAGUGAUUGUUUUGGCUGAAAUAGUUUUAAAAAAAAUUUGUGUAGUGGAUACUAUGAAAGGGAUGUUAAUGAUGUUAAUUCAGUGAUGAUUUUAUACAAAUGUUUUUAUAUUUCUUUAAACAAAAAUUAUAAUUAGGUAUACAGCUAUAAAUAUGGUAUCAAGAAAUGAUAAAAAUUGGAGUGAUCUGGACACAUAUAUUUUAUGAAUAGUAAUUUUCAAGCCAAUCUGCCUCUAUAAAAGGAUAUACACUCAUAUCUUAUCUUAUUAUAUUAUACACGUUAAAAUUUAUAUUCAAAUUCAUACACUUUGAUGUGCGAUGGCAUAGUCAAAUAGACUAUUAUAAAAUAACUAAUUUAGUUAACAAUCAUUGAUUUUGAUCAAUAACUCAAAUGAUUCAUCUCAAAACACAAAAGUUUUUAUGCAAAUAUCAUUAAUAAUGAAAAAAUUAGUUAUUUAUCAAAGUUUUUAGUACACAAUGUCAAUAAAAACAUUUUUUUCAGAUUAAAUUUUAGUGUAUAUUUGCAUGUUUUUUAGAGCUACUAGUCUUAAUCCUGAAUAAUAACCUAUUAUUAGUUUUAUUUUAUAUAAACUACAUUUAAGUUUAACUCAAUUGUUUUUUGGGUACACGUUAUUUGUUUGUUUUAGCAUCCUGUAUACUGCAUUCAAGUAGUGGGUACUCAGAACGCACAUAAUCUUAUCAGUAUUUCCACCGAUGGUCGACUGUGUUGCUGGAGUUUAGAUAUGCUGACUCAACCUGUUGAACGUCUCGAUUUAACUGUUAAACAGUCAAGACCUGUAUCUGUAUCUGCAUUUGCAUUUUUGCAUGAUGAUGUUAACAAAUUUGUGUUUGGUAGUCAAGAAGGAGCUGCAUAUUCUGGUUGGUUAAAAAUAUAUAUAUAAUUUUUUUUUUAUUGAAAAUAAAUUUUAUAGUUAAAUAUAAUUUUAUAGCUUGUAGACAUACAAAAAAAGCAGGAGUGGUUGAAAGUUAUGAGAGUCAUAUUGGACCAAUUACAGCCAUUGAUACCCAUUGUGUUGAGGGAAACACUGAUUUUAGUAAUCUAUUUCUGACAAGUUCUUUUGACUGGACAAUAAAAUUAUGGAACAUUAAGGUUAACAGUUUUUAUAUUUAAGUAUUAUUUAUAUUGUGAUUAUUUAUUUAAAUUGUUAAACUUAAUAAAGGAAUCCAAACCAAUUCACUCAUUUGAAAAUAAUAAUGACUAUGUGAGCGGUGUUGCUUGGUCUCCUGUUCAUCCAGCUGUAUUUGCUGCAAUUGAUAUCAAUGGCCAUUUAGAUUUAUGGAAUCUCAAUAAUAAUACAGAAUCACCAACAGCUAGUACAGUACUUGACAAUUCACCUUUGUUAAAAAGUCUGAUGUGGUCACAAAACGGAACUCAUUUAAGUGUAGGGGAUGAGUAUGGAAAAAUAUCUGUAUUUCAAGUUGGAGAGGUAAAUUAUAUACAAUCUAUUUGUAAUAUUAUUAUUUGUAUAUGUAUACAUUUAAAUACUAAGUGAUACUUUUAUCAUUAAAUACAAAUUUAAAAAAAAAAAAUUAAAGAAACAAGUAGUUCUAAAAUAUUAAAUUUUCAUUUUUUUUUUUUUUUUUUAAACCCUUAUUUUUUGAAGUAAAACGACUACUUACUUUUGAUUUUCAAAAUUCAACUUUUAUUUAAAAUUCCAUAAAUAGAGUAUUUUUUGAACUAAUGUUAAAAGUUCAAACAAAUUUUGGAUUUCCAUUGAGAUAUUUGACUUUUAAGUUUAGAUAGGUGUGAGUAAUGGGGUACUAUUAAAAAGCCAUGUGCUUUACCGUCAAACAAAUGAUACUCCACCACUUACCCCUACCCAAACUUAAAAGUAAAAUAUUUCAUUAAUGGGUAAAUGAAAAUUUAAAAUUUAUUUAAAUUAAAAUUGUAUCUAUUCAUAUAAUUCAUAAUAUUCUAUAAUACACAUGUCUAUUUUUUUUUUAUAAUUUUUUUUUUUUCACCGCUGAAAAUAAAGGCAAUUAAAAAUAAUAGAAAUUUAACAUUUUAGAGCUGCUUCUUUCUUUCUUUCUUAAAUUAUCAAAAAACAAACUUUUUGAAAUAAAGAGUGUUUAUAAAAGGGUUUGAUAAAAGAAUCUUUCCUUAUAUUUCAACACUUAAAUUAUAGAUACUGAACGAAACGAGGAAUGUAUUGGUUUUACUAUGAUGUUUAUUUUUUUUUUAUGUAUGAACAACUUUUCUACCAGGAAAUUUCCCUCAGAUUUGUAGCUCUUUUUCUAUAAAGAAAUCUAACUCUGGUGGUAAUAUUUUGAUUUUCUCAACAGUUUUCAUAAUUAUUGAAUCAAAAACCAUGGGAAAAUCUGAGAAAAAAUUUAGGAAAAACGUUAAAAUAGGUACAACAAAUAUUUGUUAAUAUAUUAACAUCCCCCAUUUGAUGUUUGAUGAAUGAGUUAUUCAAAAUUUUAAAUCAAUCAUUCAUUUUAGGCUGUACCACUUAAAGUUGAGUAUUUGUGUAUACAAAAAAAUCUAAACAUUGUGCUAUAGUAUUUUUUUUUUCAGUUUAAAACAUUAAAUAACAAAUUUUAUAAAGAUUUCAAAAGUGCCACAAGUAACAAUUAUUACAUCAUUUAUUACUGAAAAAAUUAUAAUUUUUGUUUUAAAAAAAAAAAAUAUUUUUGAAAAAAGGCAAUAUUUUUCGAAAUAAUGAGUGUUCAACUAAGUAACUUUGACAGUAAUAAAUAAUGUAAUAAUGUCACAUGUGACAUUUUUGAAAUUUUUGUAUAAUUUUCUAUCCAAUAUUUGAUGUUAAAUGUUUUUUAGUUAAAUAAAAAAGUUAUAGCAAUAUGUUUAAAUUUGUUCUUAAAAAAUGAUAAAAUUAUUGAACUUCAAGUACCUGGGGGCACGGCUAAAAAUCGAACAAAAGGUGUGAGAGUUUCACAAACUUUAAAAUAAAAAAAAGAAUGUAUUAGAGUAAUCUAAGGGCCACCCUAAUAUAUACUUAAUAUUUGUAUUUGCCCAAUACAAUAAUAUAUUGCAUAUUUGAAUUAUAUUAUUUGUUUAUUCAUUGUAAAGUAAACUCAUAAAAAAAAAAUUUCUUUUCGUGAAAUAUAUAUUUUGAAUGUACCUAAACUGAAUACGUAAAUAGAUAUUUUGAGUAUACAUAGAGAACAUGUAGAUGUUGAUUGCAUUUAAUAUAAUAUAACACAUUUUAGACAGUUUAUUUACUUUGUAAGUAUUAAUAUUUUGUCGUAUAAUUAUAUUAUUAUGUUUUAAAUAUAGCAAAUGACACAACCAAGACAUGAUGAUUGGUCAAAACUUUCUAACACAUUACAAGAAUUAAAGAGCAACCAGACAGAUGAGAUGGACAGAUGUAUUAACUAUAGUUCAGGCUCAGUUUCUUCUGUUUUUUCUAGAUCGUCUAGUAUUUUAAUGAAAUAGUUAUCUUUUUGAAAGUAUUUAAAAUAUGAUGUUAAAUGUACACAUAUUUAUUAAUUUGUAUAAUAUUAAUUAAUUGCUUAUUUUAUUUCAUUUCAUUAAUUAAGAAAAAGUACUUAUCUUUAAUCAUUGUUUACUAAUGUAUAUUUAUAUAUUUAUAACUCACUCAUUUUAAAUAUAAUGUAUAAGUAAAAAUAUGUAAGAAGUCAAAAUGUGUAUUUGAAUUAUUUCUUAAAUAACAGAUAUUGAAAUUAUUUUUCAUGAAAUCACAUAAAAGCUUUACAAUAUUAAUAUUUUUUCUUUUAGAACUCUAAGAAUAACUAAUUCAGUGAAAUAUGAAUGAUACUUGUUUAAAAGCAUAAAAGUCAAUGCUGUCAUUUGUCAAUUGUCAUUAGAACCAAAUUUUAAAAAAAAAGUACAUCUUUAGAUCUAAAAUCAGGUGGGUGACCGGGUCUGGGUGAGUGUAUAAUCGUAAGACCUCAACACAAACAUUUUAAUUAGGUAAUUAUUUAAUUAAACGCGUUUUAAUCGAAUGAUCAAUCUGUGUGUGCCAUUUUGUGUUUGUUAAUUUAAUAAUUUGCUUAUUUGUUAAAUUUUGAUUCAAAAUCAUGGAUCAUCAAAAUGAAUUUGAAUAAUAACUAUUAGAUAUACUUAGUCACUACCACCUACAAUUAAAGAUAUACCUUGUAUAGUUAUACAUAAUAUAAUAUAAAUACUAUAUACUUAAUAUUAAUUACUGCCUAAUAUAUUAUAUGUAAUAUAAAAUAUGCAAUAGUGUAAUAGUAAUUACUUAUCUCAUAGAUGAGUACUAUUUGAGUAUUAUAUUAAUUUAAUUUCGCUAAAAAUCUGGGGAUGCUAAGCACCCCUGUAUGUGCGCCAAUGAUGUAGUGUCGUGUG